UCUCUGCCUGUGUGAUAGUUUUGUUAACUGGAUCUUUAUUUUGGGACCUCACUCCAGACUCCACUACUGAACAAUAGAGCUUGUUUUCCUUGCAGGAUACUGAGAUUGGUUAUCUUAUAUACAGCCUUUUCUUCUUGGGUGCAUCAAAAUGUCUGGAAAUAAUUCUCAGGCCGCGGCAGACCGGAUAAAGGCGUGGGCCGUCUCAAAUGCUAAGGGACUGAGCAGGGCUCAAGCUGAACGUGCCGCGGAAGCUGCUGCCCGCAAUGUCAAUGCCUAUGGGCAGAAGGAAGAGGGGCCAAGCCACUGGCAAGAGAGGAAGGAAGCCAAGAGGAAGAUGUAUCUGAUGAGCACGGAGCAGCCUGUGAGGCUAGGUGUGAGGCCAAAUGCCGUACCAACUUCUUCCUCUGGUGGCCAAUGUCAGAAGUGCUUCCAGCCCGGGCACUGGACGUAUGAGUGCAGGAACGAACGGGUCUACAUUUCGCGACCCUCGAGGACGGAGCAGCUUAAGAACCCCAGGCUGAAGAAGAAAGUGUCGCUGCCGGCUUGCUCUCAGUUCGUGAACCCUGAUCUUGAGAAGGAGAUGCAGGAGGAAACGAAGCUGACGGGAGCAAAGCAGAAGAACGAGAAAUCUGAGAGAAAGAAGGUAAAGAGUAACAGGAAACUGUUGGAUUAUGGAUGGCCUUAGGCCCUUAUAAGACACUAAUCCCUGGUUA
Molecule: messenger RNA, 713 nt
Organism: Aegilops tauschii subsp. strangulata
Lineage: Eukaryota; Viridiplantae; Streptophyta; Magnoliopsida; Poales; Poaceae
Molecular function (GO): nucleic acid binding; zinc ion binding
Source: RefSeq, a predicted model, not a curated record